AUGUCAUCAUCUUCAUCAGCUUUUCCUGUGAUAUGUAUCCUACACUCUCUGAUAGCCAUAACAAGUGGGACACUCAUGAUGUUCCACAUGAAGGAAAUGUACACCUUCACACAUGGGAAUGAAACUGCAACAAAGCUGAUGGGUUCUACCCCACAUGACCAGCUCCUGAUUCGGACCUCCGACUCUUUUUCGGGGUUGCUCUUAUUUUCUAUUGGGUUGUUGAUAUUCAUGGUCUCUUUUAUUAAGGAUAGAGAGUUUCAAUCUUUCUUUGCUAAAGGGUGUACGCUUCUUCAUGUUUUCAUGGCUCUUUGGAGGGUUAAUUUUGAGAGGAGAGUUGAGGUGUUGGCUUGGGAUUGGCUGAGACAGACGGUUGGUGAUAUCGUACUGGGUCUCUCUUGGAUUUUAUUUCUGGUUUAUUCUUGGAGAGAGAAGUAUGAUUAG
Molecule: messenger RNA, 441 nt
Organism: Dovyalis caffra
Lineage: Eukaryota; Viridiplantae; Streptophyta; Magnoliopsida; Malpighiales; Salicaceae
Source: the annotation of a GenBank genome assembly